Penicillium psychrosexuale is the source of this 1068-nucleotide messenger RNA. RefSeq names its product transcriptional regulator family TF. Bases 1 to 1068 code for a protein of 355 amino acids. The record is from RefSeq and is a predicted model, not a curated record. Lineage: Eukaryota; Fungi; Ascomycota; Eurotiomycetes; Eurotiales; Aspergillaceae. The transcript has 2 exons.
AUGUGGUGGGCUUUCGGCACUUUCCUGGAAGAUGUACCCCGACGACUCGGCAGCAACGAAGCACUCGACCGCGCAGUUGACGCUGUAACCACUGCCCACGCAGGCUUCUGCACUGGUCAAUCAGUUUCGGCUGAGACACUAGCCAAGUAUUCAUACGCGCUCAAGACCCUGAGAGUCUAUCUAGAUCACCCAGUCCAGGCGAGUGCUUCCAGUACACUAUGUGCUGUCAUGAUACUUUUGGUCUGCCAAACAUUUAUCGGAAAUAACGGGCAAAUGAUAUCAGGACAUGCGCAAGGGGCCGCCAGCAUUCUGCACGCGCGAAAGAACUUUGGGCCACGCGAUGACUUUGAGCGUAAAUUGUUCCUCUCUUUACGCGGAAGCGUGUUAUUCGAGGGCUUAUACAAUGAUGCUAUCGACCUGAGCUCCGAGGAGUGGGAUUCCUUAGUCAAGAAUGACUUUGAUCAAGACCAACCCGAAGGCCAGAUUUUGCGAUGUCUAGCGCGAGCCCCGGUUCUAAUGAAACGCGGCAAACAAGCUAUACGCGAUGGCGAAGAUUUGAUGCUAUUGACGAUGGAAGUCCGACCAAUAUACGAAAAAUGCAAAUUGAUCCUGGGCGAAUUGCAAGCACGAACAGUCGAAUUUGAAAAGUCCGGGCUCACUAUGACAGAAACCUUUAUGGGCCGUAUCUUGAGAGCACAUUAUCUCCGCACCCAUGGAAUUGGUCUCGCAAUCACGACAUUUUUCAAUUGCAUUCUCCAGGCACUGGAUCCCAGUGACUAUACAUGCAUGGUAGAAUCGAGAUCUCUUGUUAAGGAUACUCUCGAACAUGCUCAGAAAUCCAAUGUUUACAGACCAGUUGGAGCAGGAUACGUAAUAAUGUGUCUCUCGGCAGCUUGGGCCGUUACUGCAGAUCCCGAACUGCGGUCAAUGGUGGAAGCCGCCUUGAUUGACUAUCAUGGUGACUUUGUGACCCGUGAUGUCGUGAAUAUACCCAAAGAGCUGGAACAGGCGAGUGAGAAUUUAUGGCUAGGAUUGACUGCUCAGGCGAAUGCAAUUUUUAUCCCCUAA